AUGAGGCUGCUGCAUGUUGCUCUCAACGGCAUGCGCCGCAGCGACAGAAGCAAACCAAGCCCUACUCAGCUGCAGCAGCAGCAGCAGCUGCAGCAGCAGCAGCAGCAGCAGCAGCAGAUACGAACCCCUUCCCUCCAUUCGGAGCCACGGAAGCCUUUGGGGUAUCUGCUGCAGCAGCAGCAGCAAGCGCAGCAACAACUGCUGCAGCAAGAAAAACAGCAGCAACAGCUGCGCACUGAGCGAUCACUAGUAGCAGCAGCAGCUGCAGCAGCAGCAGCAACUCGUGCUGCUGCUCUUGCGGCUGCUGCAGCAGCAGCAACUCGUGCUGCAUCGUGUCUGCUGCGGCUGCUGCUGCUGCUGCUGCUGCAGCUGCCGCAGCUGCAGCAGCAGCGGUUGCUGCUGCAGCAACCAGAGCAGGACCGGCAGCAGCAGCUGCUGCUGCUGCUGCUGCCUGUGCUGCAAGCACGGAAGCCUUUGGGGUAUCUGCUGCAGCAGCAGCAGCAAGCGCAGCAACAACUGCUGCAACAAGAAAAACAGCAGCAACAGCUGCGCACUGAACGAUCACUAGUAGCAGCAGCAGCUGCAGCAGCAGCAGCAGCUCGUGCUGCUGCUCUUGCGGCUGCUGCAGCAGCAGCAACUCCAGCAACAACAAACAAAGGAGACGGUAGCAACAGUAGCAGCAGCAGCAGCAGCAGCAGUAGCAAUGGAAGCAAAGCAAAAGUGCAGCAGCAGCAGCAGCAGCAGAAGCAGCAGCAGCAGCAGCAGCAGCAGCAGCAGCAGCAGCAGCAGCAGCAACUUGCCUUGUCUACAAAUAGGGCAUUUCAACGCCAGCGGAAGGAAACAAAGAAAGACAGAGACAUAAGCAAAUACAAAAGGAGACAAAAGAAGAGACAGCAGCAGCAACAUCAACAGCAGCAGCAGCAUGAACAGCAGCAGCAGCCGCAGCAACUGCAGCAACAGCAGCAGCAGCAGCAGCAGCAGCAACAGCAGCAGCAGCAGCAGCGUUUGCUUACCUCGCUGCAGAGACACAUGUGGCGGCAAGGCAGCACAGCGGUGGUUCGCUCCUCAGCCAGACAUAUCACGCACUCUCUGAGCAGCAGCAGCAGCAGCAGCAGCAGCAGCAGCAGCACAAGUGCACACGCUAUUGAUCCUGCUGCUGCUCCUGUUGCUGCUGUUGUCGUUCUUGUUGCUGCUGCUGCUGCUGCUCAGGCAGCAGCAGCAGCAGCAGCAGUAAGGGGAAGCCUCAGCAGCAGCAGCAAGCAAGCAAUAGCAGCAGCAGCAACAACACAAGCAACAGCAACAGCAACAACAACAGCAGCAGCGCAAGCAGCAGCAGCAGCAACAGCAGCAGCAGCAAUAGCGGCAGCAGCAACAGCAACAGCAGCAGCAGCAGCAACAGAAGCAGCAUCGUACCUUCCCGAGAGGUUUUCUUCGUUUGAGCUGAGGCGCAUAGGAGUCCCACCUCCUGCUGCUGCUGCAUCUGCUGCUGCACCUGCUGCUGCUGCUGUUGCUGCAUCUGCUGCUGUUGCUGCUGCUGCUCCCCCGCUGCUGCACUCGUAG
This is a messenger RNA of Eimeria mitis, 1560 nucleotides long. RefSeq lists its product as uncharacterized. The coding region runs from base 1 to 1560 and encodes 519 amino acids. Lineage: Eukaryota; Apicomplexa; Conoidasida; Eucoccidiorida; Eimeriidae. The transcript is spliced from 6 exons. The record is from RefSeq and is a predicted model, not a curated record.